AAUUGAUUCGUUUUGCUAGAAAUGGCUGCGUGCUGUUGUUUUCCUGGAGAUGUUAUCGUGACCACGACAUCCGCGGGAGUUAAGCGCAUGGACAAAUUGAUUCGAGGUGACGAGAUUCUGACCCUUUCGAAAGCGGGUGGGGUUCCGAAGUACACCAAGUUUUGCACGUGGAUCCAUCGAGAAGUGGACAGAGAGACGGAAUUCGUCGUGAUUAAGACAAACACGGGAAAAAUGCUGAAAAUUACGGGGGAUCAUUUGCUCUUUUGCGGAGGACGGGUAGCAAAGAGGGCGGGAAUGGUUAGGGAAGGCGACAAAAUUUGCACAAUUUCUCCUGACGCCACCUUGGUUGAGGAAGUCGUCGUGGACGUGUCGACGGAAACGUUGACCGGUGUCUACGCCCCAUUUACGAUGAGCGGCGAUUUCAUCGCGAACGGAUUCUUGGUCGCGUGCUACUCCGACAUUGACAAUUUCGACGUUGCGCAUGCAUCCAUGCUGCCCUUAAGGAUCUUCCACAAACUGGACAAAUCCUGGAGGAAGGAGAACAAAAAUCAAGAGGGGCUUCAUAUUUACGCCAAAAAUUUGUGCAAAAUUUGGGAUAGUUUGCCACUUCGAGUUAAAACAGCGAUUCAAAUGUGAAGGAAAUAAUUAUGUACAUUUUGAAGUCAUAAUCAAAUUAAGUAUAUAUAUGUACAAACAUAUAAAUACAAAUGAAUAUUAUACUUUAUUUUAUAUUAUUUAAGUUUUUACAACGAAUGUAAUAAAAUAUUUACAAACUUUUAAGUUAAUUACUUAACUACAUAUGCCUAAAUUACUAGAAUAUGUCCCUCUGUAAGGUAAAACCGGUCCACUAAGAUUCAAUUAUUCGCACGUGUUCUUAGAAUAAGUACCUUUCGUCUUAAUUGCAGUUGGUUAAAUAUUUAUUUAGACAUGACAAUUCUUCUGGAUUUAUCCAACCGCGUAAUACAUAGAUAAAUAACCACUCUAUAAAAGCAGGCGCAUGUAAAUACUUGACUUCUCGAAUAUAUAUUUACAUACAUCAACGAAAUAGUUCGUCACAUGACGAACUAUAUAUGUACAUAUGUCUGCAAGUCUUACAUAUAUACCCAGAAAAUCUAAUCAGACAAGAAUGUCAGAAA
Messenger RNA from Folsomia candida, 1136 nucleotides. RefSeq names its product desert hedgehog protein. Lineage: Eukaryota; Metazoa; Arthropoda; Collembola; Entomobryomorpha; Isotomidae. Gene Ontology annotation, biological process: protein autoprocessing; cell-cell signaling; cell fate specification. The transcript has 3 exons. The record is from RefSeq and is a predicted model, not a curated record. Bases 22 to 636 code for a protein of 204 amino acids. Gene Ontology annotation, molecular function: patched binding; calcium ion binding.